This is a messenger RNA of Notolabrus celidotus (New Zealand spotty), 4152 nucleotides long. It is a transcript of the gene ano3, whose product is annotated as anoctamin 3. Gene Ontology annotation, cellular component: plasma membrane. Gene Ontology annotation, biological process: chloride transmembrane transport. NCBI's taxonomy places the organism in Eukaryota, Metazoa, Chordata, Actinopteri, Labriformes, Labridae. The record is from RefSeq and is a predicted model, not a curated record. Gene Ontology annotation, molecular function: protein dimerization activity; chloride channel activity. The transcript has 25 exons. Bases 392 to 3385 code for a protein of 997 amino acids.
ACUUUAUGUGACGCUCGUGGCGCCUCGGGGUGCAGGCAGCUUUCAGCGCGCGGGAAAAAAGACGAUGAUUGAUGACCAGAUCGAUACACGUUCUUGUCGCUCCAUUUGAGAUCUGCUUGCCCUCCGGUAAUUUCCCGCAGCUUACUUUGAGUCAGUAAAUCAGGACGGCUGAGGACGAAGAGAGGAAGAGAGGGAGGGAGGGAGGGGGGGACCGUCUCAGGACCUCCCCUCCCUUCCGUCACCAUGACAACAGCCGUGGAUGGUGGUGCUGCUGGUGGCGGAGGGGGAGCUCUCAGACAGGUGUUGCUGGGGUUUGCGCAUCGGCCGUGAGAUCGUUUGGCAGGAUGGGAGCUGCGAGAACACCUACGCACCCCCAUCAUCAUAGUUUCCCAUGUACUCUGCACUCCUGCUCUCUCUAACACGGGAUUCAAUUAACGCCGUGAUCACUCUGAACGCCGCAAUGGUGCACCACUCGGGCUCAAUCCAGUCCUUCAAGCAGCAGAAAGGCAUGCACACCAGCAUCAGCGAGAUCCUGAAGGAGAAGAGCCUGAAGCCGUCUCGCCGCAGCCUGCCCUGCCUGGCCCAGAGCCAGACUCACCCCAUCAACCUCAACCACUUCCUGUCUGUGCCUCUGAGCCCAGAGCCCAAAGCAGAAGUCGAGGGUCUGAGUCAGAGCAUCAGCACCUCCUGCAGCCUCCUAGCCCCACAGACAGAGGACGGCAAGGAUCACUAUGUGGAGGAGUCAGAGGUGACAACGUGUGAGACCAGGGCAGACGAGUCAUUUCUGCUACACAAGCCAACUGUGACCCGGGCUAAAUUAGAGGCCCGUACAGAUUCAAUUCAGGGAAAGAAUCGAGGGGACUCCGCUGGCCUGUUGUUCCGAGAUGGGAAGAAGCGAGUGGACUACAUCCUGGUUUACAAGAAGUCCAGUCCGCAGGUGGAGAAGAGAUGCACCUUUGAGAAGAAUCUGCGAGCUGAAGGUCUCAUGCUGGAGAAGGAGCCCUCCUUGACAAAUAAUGACAUCAUGUUUGUGAAGAUCAACGCUCCCUGGGACACACUCUGCAAGUAUGCAGAGCAGAUGAACAUCCGAAUGCCUUUCAGGAAGAAAUGUUACUUCACAGACUGGAAGAGCAAAACCCUGGGCAGCAGGUUUCAUCUGAGAUGUCGACAGAUAAAAAGCUGGCUUCCCAGAAAUCCCAUGAAGCUGGACAAAGAGGCCUUGCCUGACCUGGAGGAGACCGACUGCUACACGGCUCCCUUUAGCAGGGCACGCAUGCACCACUUCACUAUCAACAAUAGGGAGACAUUCUUUUCCAAUUCGACCAGAAGCAGAAUAGUUCAUCACGUCCUGCAGCGCACCAAGUAUGAAGAUGGAAAAUCAAAGAUGGGUAUCAACAGGCUGUUGGGAAACAACACGUAUGAGGCUGCUUUUCCUCCUCAUGAGGGUGGUUACAAGAGCAGACAUCCAAUUAAGACGCACGGUGCCCAGAACCACAGACAUCUUCUGUAUGAACGCUGGGCCCGCUGGGGAAUGUGGUACAAAUACCAACCUCUGGACCUCAUCAGGAGGUACUUUGGUGAGAAGAUUGGUCUUUACUUUGCGUGGUUGGGCUGGUACACUGGUAUGUUGAUCCCUGCGGCCCUGGUUGGCGUUUUUGUCUUCCUCUACGGUCUCUUCACCAUGGAGUCCAGCCAAGUCAGUAAAGAGAUUUGUGAAGCCAACACUACCAUCAUGUGUCCUAUGUGUGAGGACACCUGUGAACCAUGGAGGCUGAGCGACAGUUGUGUCUAUGCGAAGGUGACCCGUCUGUUUGAUAACGGUGGCACUGUGUUCUUUGCUAUCUUCAUGGCUAUUUGGGCCACUGUGUUCCUGGAGUUCUGGAAAAGGAGGAGGGCCGAGCUGACUUAUGACUGGGACCUCAUUGAUUGGGAGGAAGAAGAGGAGGAACUGAGGCCUCAGUUCGAAGCCAAAUACUCAAGGGUGGAGAAGCUCAACCCCAUAUCUGGCAAACCCGAGCCUUUCCAGCCUUUCUCUGACAAACUCAGCCGGCUCAUGGUGUCUGUGUCCGGAAUAUUCUUCAUGAUUUCCCUCGUUCUGACAGCCGUGUUUGCCGUGGUGGUUUUCCGACUCAUCGCCAUGGAGAAGUUUGCUUCCUUUAACUGGUACUUUGUGAAAAAGAACUGGCAGUUUGCCACAUCUGGCACCGGCGUCUGCAUCAACUUCAUGAUCAUUAUGUCUCUCAAUGUGGUUUAUGAAAAGGUGGCCUAUCUGCUGACAAAUUUAGAGCACCCACGGACAGAGUCUGAGUGGGAGAACAGCUUUGCUCUGAAGAUGUUCCUUUUCCAGUUUGUGAAUCUGAACAGCUCCACAUUUUACAUCGCUUUCUUCCUCGGAAGGUUUGCUGGCAGGCCUGGAAAAUACAAUAAACUCUUUAACCGAUGGAGGCUGGAGGAGUGUCACCCAAGCGGCUGUUUGAUUGAUCUGUGUUUGCAAAUGGGCGUCAUCAUGUUCUUCAAACAAAUCUGGAACAACUUCAUGGAGCUUGGUUUUCCUUUGCUGCAGAACUGGUGGUCUCGUAGGAAGAUGAAGAAAGGAGGUGGUGGAGGGCAGAAUGUGGAGAAUAAGGCUCAGCUUCCACAGUGGGACAAAGACUGGAAUCUGCAGCCCAUGAAUGCACAUGGACUUGUGGACGAGUACCUGGAAAUGGUUCUCCAGUUUGGCUUCACCACCAUCUUUGUAGCUGCGUUCCCGCUGGCUCCCCUCCUUGCUCUGCUCAACAACAUUAUUGAGAUCCGUCUUGAUGCUUACAAGUUUGUCACUCAGUGGAGGAGACCCAUGCCUGCCCGAGCCACUGACAUAGGUAUCUGGCAUGGGAUUCUCGAAGGAAUCGGCGUGCUCGCAGUCAUCACCAACGCCUUCGUCAUUGCUAUCACCUCAGACUACAUUCCCCGGUUUGUUUACGCCUUCAAAUACGGCCCAUGUGUGGACAGGGGACACCACCACAAGGAUGAGUGUUUGCAAGGCUACAUGGACAGCAGCCUAUCUUGGUUUGACAUGAGCAAGCAGAAGAACAGCAGCAAUCCUAUUUACUGCAGGUACAGGGACUACAGAGAGCCACCCUGGACCAAAGGGGCAUACGAAUUCACCCUGCAGUUCUGGCACGUCUUGGCUGCCAGGCUGGCCUUCAUCAUCGUCUUUGAGCACCUGGUGUUUGGGAUCAAGUCCUUCAUAGCAUACCUCAUCCCGGACAUGCCCAAGGAUCUGUGCGACCGCAUGAGGAGGGAGAAGUACCUGAUGCAGGAGAUGAUGUAUGAAGCAGAACUGGAGCACCUGCAGAAAGAGAGGAAGAAGAACGGACGGCGUUUUAACCACGAGUGGCCUUAAAGCUCAAUCUCCCGCGACUCCUUCCAUGUCUCCAAAUGCAAGCCGCAAAGCCCUCAAGUCACAGGCACAACCUCCCUCGCCUGCUUACUUAUGUAUUCUAGCUUUGAGAGUCUAGCUUCACUCAGCCGAUUCUGUACACCAAAGACACCUUCAGUUACCGCAUCCGCCUCAUAACCCCUCCGACUUCAGGCUCCCUCCCUUGAUAUCUGGUCCACGUCUAGUUCAGGCGCUGCUCUUUGUUUCUGACCCUUCCCUCUCCUCACUCAGCUUCAUCCAGCUGGUCGGCCCUUGUUUCUGUGCUGUGUCAUGGCUUCCCUGAGGAAAACCUAUUUGCAAUUGUAAUGUUUACUAUGCAGAUCAAGGGCUGCAGAUCACCACUGUUCACUUUCUGGCACCCACCCUGCACACUCUCUCUCUCUCUCUCUCUCUCUCUCUCUCUCUCUCUCUCUCUCUGUGGCAGCUAGCACUCCGCUUUGACACUGCAGUUUGGUGCAGCUCGCAGCAUGGCCCUGUUGCCACCCCUGCUCUGCUGGUUUAUGUGACAGAGCUACUGUGGUGUUUUCUUGUCGCAAAAUGUGAUUCUGGUGAUGUGGCUACCAAAUACAAUAGACAUUUUUUUAUCGCAUCGUAUAUCACCCUCGAAGCAUGCUGAUUAAUAUUGUCGGCCAUUUCGUAAAACUGCAAAGAAAAGUAAAAAAUAGGAGCAACAGCACUCAUCGUGGAGGAUGUUGACAUCUUUAAAAUACAAAGAAUUCUCUCUGAAACCA